Messenger RNA from Exophiala viscosa, 1035 nucleotides. Its product is annotated as pyridoxal kinase. The coding region runs from base 1 to 1035 and encodes 344 amino acids. Gene Ontology annotation, cellular component: cytosol. The record is from RefSeq and is a predicted model, not a curated record. The transcript has 2 exons. Gene Ontology annotation, molecular function: pyridoxal kinase activity. NCBI's taxonomy places the organism in Eukaryota, Fungi, Ascomycota, Eurotiomycetes, Chaetothyriales, Herpotrichiellaceae. Gene Ontology annotation, biological process: pyridoxal 5'-phosphate salvage.
AUGGCAACUUUUGUCAUUCAGUCACUGGGAUGUGAUGUUGCUGCUAUAAAUACGGUACAGUUCAGCAACCACACCGGCUACCGCCAGUUCAAAGGCCGACGGACACCUGCGGAAGAAAUCACAGAACUCUACGAUGGCCUGCGCCAAUCCUACCUGACCGACUUCGGUAUGAUGUUGUCCGGCUAUGCUCCCAGCGCCGCAGUCGUCCAUGCGAUUGGCCUGAUUGCGCGCGAUCUGCGGUAUCGCUCGACUGUCAAGCCAGGCAAUUUCUUCUGGGUCUUGGAUCCCGUUAUGGGCGACCAGGGCAGGUUGUAUGUCGCGGAAGACAUCGUGCCCGCGUUCAAGCAGUUAAUCCGGGAGGCCGAUCUGAUAUUGCCAAAUCAAUUCGAAGCCGAGCUGCUCAGCGGAGUGAGUAUUUCGACCCUCACAGGCGUGGCAAACGCCGUGCGCACACUGCACAAGACUUACGGGACAAAUCAUGUGGUUGUGACCAGUGUUACGGUUGGGGAUGCUGCGGUGGCAGACGAGGACGCGAAGACCCAAAAGCAGGGUGUUCUGACAGUCGUGGGGAGCAGUAAGCGCCGCGACGGCAGCGCGCGACUCUUCAAGGUCGAGGUACCAAAGCUGGAUGUCUUCUUCAGCGGAACUGGGGAUAUGUUUGCGGCGUUGAUGGUUGGGAGGCUGCGCGAGGCGUGCGCGCAGAUGGAUCUGCUCGAUCGGGCAGGGUGGAUGCCCGAUGACGACGUCGAGGCGGUGGACUUACCACUAGCCAGAGCUACGGAGAAGGUGCUGAGCAGUAUGCAGAUGGUGCUGGAAAAAACCAUCACCGCAAGGGAUGAGGAGAUGAGCAAGUUCGGGCUAAGUCCUGGGGCGAGCGUGGGCGGCGUGGAAGGUCUUGGGGCUACAGACAGUGAUAGCGAGGACAAGAGGACGUAUUUGGCGCAAACCAAGGCUGCGGAGGUCAGGGUGGUGAGGAACGCAAAAGAUCUGGUCUACCCUGAGGAGAGGUACAAAGCUGUGGCGAUGGAGGUAUAA